AUGCAUCACGACAAGGCUGUUGAUGGUAUGAAACAAAAACCAGAGAUCAUCCUUCAUUAUAAUGCUACUAAGAGCGGCGUAGAUAACAUGGAUCAUUUGGCCUGCAUCUACUCUUGCAAACGAAAAAUCAACAGGUGGCCAAUGGUCCUGUUCUUCAACAAGCUUGACACAGCUGCCAUUGUCAGUUUCGUGAUCUGGAUGUGCAAUAACCCUGAUUGGAACAAGUCAUCCAAAGCGAUACGGCGUCGCCAGUUCAUCGUGAGUCUCGGGGAGUCUCUUGUCGAGCCACUGAUUAAAAGACGUUUGGACAAUGCAGCCCAGCUCAGAAGACCGAUCAUGGAUGCAAUCCAACUUCUAGAGCUGGACUCUGGAGAACUAGAAGCAGGAACUGAGAGACCAGCUAAAAUGAAGAAGACACAGGGACGUUGUCACCUGUGCCCGCGAUUCACAGCUGCUGCCUCUUUGGUUUCUUUGGCUUGGGCUUUGGCAUCCUACCAGAAGGCUCUUCGUGACUCCAGAGAUGACAAAAAACCCAUUAGCUACCUGGCAGUCAUCAUUCAGUUCUGCUGGCACUUCUUCACGAUCGCUGCUCGCGUCAUCACAUUUGCACUCUUUGCCUCAGUAUUUCAGCUCUAUUUUGGCAUCUUCAUCGUUUUGCACUGGUGCAUCAUGACCUUCUGGAUUGUCCACUGCGAGACUGAAUUCUGCAUCACAAAAUGGGAGGAGAUUGUUUUCGAUAUGGUCGUGGGGAUCAUCUAUAUUUUUAGUUGGUUUAAUGUCAAGGAGGGAAGGACCCGUUGCCGGUUAUUCAUCUACUACUUUGUGAUACUUUUGGAAAAUACUGCUUUGAGCGCCCUAUGGUACUUGUACCGGGUUCCCCAUAGCACAGAUUCAUUUGCCAUCCCUGCACUCUGUGUCAUCUUUAGCAGUUUCCUGACUGGAAUAGUUUUCAUGCUUAUGUACUAUGCCUUUUUUCACCCCAAUGGACCCAAGUUUGGGCAGUCGCCAAGCUGUACACUUGAGGACCCAACCACCACCUUUACCUUACCCCCAGAAGCUGCAGCUAAUGCACUGAGGGCUGUUUCGCAAAAUCGGGGGGCACCGGUGAUGGCCGAGAGGGACCCUAAAUACACUGAGAGAGACGGCUGUGUUCCUGUCUUUCAGGUGAGGCCCACCGCUCCCUCAACCCCUUCCUCUCGCACACCACGGAUAGAGGAAACAGUUAUUAAAAUAGACCUGUUCAGGAACAGAUAUCCAGCAUGGGAGAGGCAUGUGUUGGACAGAAGUAUACGUAAGGCCAUCUUGGCCUUUGAAUGUUCGCCCGCACCUCCACGAUUACAGUAUAAAGACGAUGCUCUUGUGCAAGAGCGCCUGGAGUAUGAGACAACACUGUAGCUCCAGGGACAAAUUGAAAACUAACAGGGCAUCUAAAGUGGGGGCAGCAGGACGGUGGCAAUAAGAAUCACAGUAGAUCUCUACUUUCAGCAAGGCAAUCCGUGAUGUUGAUUGUCAUGGACGCAAGUUGUGGCACCACAUACAGUAGCAUCCAUUUUGGAAAUUUUAUUUUGGAAACUCUGCUCAGUUUGGUUCUUUUUGAAGUGGAAGAGCGAAGGCCUGGCAGGGACAAAUAUUCAGUAAAAGUCUUAUUGGUUUUAAAGGAGCAUCUGAUAUUCAUGAAAAUGUGAACAAAAUUUUCAGUCUGUCCUCACAAAGACAAAUUGGCCAAGUCCCUGGUGAUCACCAAGCUCACAGUUAAAAAGAUGAGGCCAUCUUUCUUUAAGGGUUAAACACAAUUUAUUCGAAUGGUUUUGCCUCCCAGAUUCAUGUGGUGCCCAGUUACCAGGCUUGCUAGGUCAUUUUGAACGCUGCAAUGAACUUGUUCUUUGUCUACAUAAUGCAGGCUAUAGGUUGAGGUCUGCACAACUUUAUUAAAUAUCCUCAAAAAACAAUAUUAAAAAUUGCUCAUUUCAAAUAUACAGAAACAGCCACGAGAAAACAGUAGGUUUCAUUGUGAAACUAGUGGGGGACCAAAUUCAGAUUUGCUAAAGAUUCAUGCUGUCCACAAGCUAGCUACUUCUCCUUCAAGCCUCAUAAUGCUGGCCUACGUGUGUGACUAAAUACGCUAAUGGCCAAGCCCUUCUAGUGCCAAAUGUUCUGUAACUGAAGGACCUUUCUAGACUUUGCAUUAUCAAAGGGUGCCAGCGGUGAGAGCAAUCAGGACACUGAAGUGUGCAUGUUGGAAUAUACCUUUUACUUGAAUUUCGGGGGCCAUGUUAGAAAUCCUGAAGAGAUGCUGCUCAAAAACAAAAACCCACCUCUUUCAACAGGCUCAGAUACGUUCUGAUGUUUCAUCUACAAGAGGAGAGGGAUGAAAUGGAAGAACGCUUGGGCAGCUUGGAUACACAACCUCAUUUGUCAGUGUUGCAGCAUUUAUUGGGAGUCAAGUCGUCAAAUUUGGCUUUCUGGGAUCACAGAAAUAUUGCCCAUGGAUCAGUUAAAGAUGCAUCAUUCCUUUUCAGUGGAAUUAUUUGGCCAUUUGUUUUAAGUUUCACACUGAUACUGUGUCAGUAAACGUUUCAGGAGGGGAACAAAAAUUGUUUAUUUUGUUUGUUUUUUUUUUUUGUUUUGUUUUUUAACUUAACUGCUAAUCCUAUAUAAAUUAUGCAUAUUCAGAGCACACACAAUUGUUGUGUUGCUCUGCUCAACAACGUUAACAUUAUAGGGCUGAAACCACUUGCCAUGGUGCAACUGCCUGCGACGAUUACCGCUAAAUGCAGCCACCUUCCCCUCCAGAGUGGAUCAUAUUCUUGGAAGAACAGGAUUGAAUAAUUCAGUAGGACGGUGAGCAACUCAGAGUCAUAUCUCAAAAAAUAUCACAUUUGGGUCCUGUUUGUACUUAAUAGCAUUUUUUUUAACGAAUGCUGCAUCUUUAUAUUUAGGAAUGAAUUCUGCAAACGGACAACAGGCGAUCGAUCCUUCAGGUUGAGUUUUGAAUUCACAUCUGUUAUCUCUAAGCAAGAUGCAAAAAAAACAAACAACACCGACACAACAUGGAAGAUUGCAAGCACAACAUGUCAGCAAGAAGAGUCACAACACAGCAGCCCCUGUGUUUAAGAGCUAAUUAUGUUAAGUUUGGGGGGCAAAGUAGGGCAAAGAGCCAUUUUAUAAAGUUUAAAGAGAGGCGAGAAAUGUGACAGGCGGCCCUCCUCAAAUAAUUUGAAAACUUGCUCAACUUGAAGGGGUG
Messenger RNA from Polypterus senegalus (gray bichir), 3244 nucleotides. Its product is annotated as XK-related protein 4-like. Bases 1 to 1395 code for a protein of 464 amino acids. NCBI's taxonomy places the organism in Eukaryota, Metazoa, Chordata, Cladistia, Polypteriformes, Polypteridae. Gene Ontology annotation, cellular component: plasma membrane. The record is from RefSeq and is a predicted model, not a curated record. The transcript has 2 exons. Gene Ontology annotation, biological process: apoptotic process involved in development; phosphatidylserine exposure on apoptotic cell surface; engulfment of apoptotic cell.